AUGGAUACUCCUUCAAGAGUUGGAAUUAUGCUAAUGUUGUCCCUCUUGAUAUUCAAUGUUGUCAAAGGUGCCCCGCGCACCGGUAUAGUUAAUAGGGCUUGCAAUACCGGCUCCUAUUCGAGCGACAAUCCUUAUGCAAACAACAUGACUUACAUUCUCGAGGACAUGGUGACCGUGACACCAAAUCACGCGGACUACGACUACUCUACCACAUCUCCUUAUACCGUGGCAGCCGCCUACGGUCUCGCAACUUGUAGCCAAGCACUUUCUUACAGCAAUUGUGGCAAAUGCACGGGCUCCGUUAAAUCCCCAAUACUGGCGAUAUGUCCAAACAGUGGACAUGUCUUGGCACUCAAGUGA
Messenger RNA from Eucalyptus grandis, 360 nucleotides. Its product is annotated as antifungal protein ginkbilobin-like protein 2. Gene Ontology annotation, cellular component: plasmodesma. The coding region runs from base 1 to 360 and encodes 119 amino acids. The transcript has a single exon. The record is from RefSeq and is a predicted model, not a curated record. NCBI's taxonomy places the organism in Eukaryota, Viridiplantae, Streptophyta, Magnoliopsida, Myrtales, Myrtaceae.